AUGGAUGACAACGAGGUAUUCACCGAUUGCGCUCCCGAAGACCAGCCCUUGCAUUUUCGAAUACCCUAUUGUAAAGAAGAAGAUAGGAUUCUCAGUCUUCUAAACUGGCCAGGCAAACUUCUUAUCAAUCCCAUACCUCUAGCUAUCAGCGGGUUUUACAGGGACCAAGAGGCGUCAAAUACAGACGACGCGGUCCUUUGCUUUAACUGUCGGGUCAGUCUUAGAAACUGGGACCCGUUGAGAGAUGCGGCGGAUGUGGAACACGAGCGCCACAGUCCGCAAUGUACCAUGAAUAGCGUUGCAAAGAGACUCAAGAACCCGCUAAAUGUACCACUGACACCUGAAAAGCGACACGAAUUAGUGCAGCUGUUUGUCCCAUUUGAAAAAAACUACACACCCAGUACAGUGAAAACACUGUUGAACAUAGGUUUUGAUGAGGUGGACCAGGCUCCAUGGCCUAAGCCUUAUACUCUUUUCUGA
This is a messenger RNA of Lingula anatina, 480 nucleotides long. RefSeq names its product putative inhibitor of apoptosis. The record is from RefSeq and is a predicted model, not a curated record. Lineage: Eukaryota; Metazoa; Brachiopoda; Lingulata; Lingulida; Lingulidae.